This is a messenger RNA of Talaromyces rugulosus, 1620 nucleotides long. RefSeq lists its product as uncharacterized. NCBI's taxonomy places the organism in Eukaryota, Fungi, Ascomycota, Eurotiomycetes, Eurotiales, Trichocomaceae. The record is from RefSeq and is a predicted model, not a curated record. The transcript has 7 exons. The coding region runs from base 1 to 1620 and encodes 539 amino acids.
AUGAACUCGACUCCUGCAUUGUCAAGGGCAUACGAAUGGUGCUUCCAAGCCCAGAAGUACUCGAACCUCGGACACAAAGUCCACGAAUGGUUUAAACUUGGUCUCUGUGAUGGCUUUGAAGUGCGCCGGGCUCGAGAAUCAGAGCUUAUAAAUAAGUACAAAAGCCAGACUGCGUUGCCUCCUGUCAAGGGCGAAGAAUGCGAGAAUCUUGUCGCAAACUUUCUCAGAAGCAUCAAAGAGUCUGUGGACAGCUUCUUUGGUCUCAACGCAAAUAAGAAACUGAAAAAUUUCCCCAGAGACUAUAUCAUCACCGUUCCAGCUCUGUGGGAUCAUGCUGUGCAAGAUAAGACACUACGUUGCGCUGAGAGAGCUGGUAUGGGUGACGGUAGCCAGCUCCAGGUCACCUCGGAGCCAGAGGCUGCAUGUCUCUAUGCAACCCAGACGAUGGUUCGGUUGGACGAAAACGAAACAUAUGUAAUUUGUGAUGCUGAUGGAGGCACAGUCGAUGUUGCUUCUUACACUGUCAAGUUCUUGCCAACGGAGCCCCUAUGUCGCAAGCUUGAAAUGGCGGCAACACCGUCAGGCGGACUCUAUGGCAGCAUUUUUUUGAACAGGAUAUUUGAAAAAUAUCUCCAAGAAAAGUUUGCGGAUUAUCCUGGCUGGGAACCUUCAUUUAUAGAGGAAUCUUUGAGAAAAUUUGAGGAAGUCAUUAAGCCUGAAUUCACGGGCGAAAAUGUAGAGGAUGCAUCAGUUUGGAUUGAAGGCCUGGUUCCCAGCAGGCGCCAUGGUGUGAAGAAGAACCUUUUUACUUUCACGACAGCAGAAUUGCGUGAGAAUGUUUUUGACGAGGUUAUCACUAAAGUCCAGGGUCUUGUUCGUGACCAAAUUUCCCACACCAAGGGGAAGGUGAACUCAGUCAUUCUUGCUGGUAGAUUUGGGCGGAAUCUUUAUCUGAAGAAAAAGAUCGAAGAGACUGAUAAUGUCAUCAAAGAUGGGAUAAUAGUCGAACAGAUUGACAACAGCUGCACAGCAAUUGCACGCGAUGCCCUGGCCGCCGGAUUUGCUGGGAUGGGAAUUAUUGGACAUGAUGAUGGAAGCUUCAAUGUCAUCUCGACUAUGGUGUUGUCCCGGGUUGCAGGUAGGAAUUACGGCACAAAGGCCUACCAUGACUUUCGUGAAGGCAGAGAUCCAGAAAGUAGAAGGCAAGUAGAGAUUCGAGAGGAUGGGAAUAAGAUUAAGAUGAUCCAAUGGUUCACAAGAAAGGGCGCAAGCAUCCGGGAUGGAGAGCCAAUGUCGUUUGAAUUUCGGCAGCUGCGACGAGUUAGGCCUGGAAUCCCGGCGCACAAGGCAUGUAAACCAGUUAUUCACAUAUAUGCAUGUGAACAGGAGAUUCCAAUGAAAUACGAAGAUGAUGAGAAUGUCAGUGAACUUGUUAGUUUUCAACUGGACCUUCAUGGUCUCAAUAUCCCUACCAUACAGAUAGGAUCUACGGAAUUUCACCAGGCUACUUUCACUAUUAAGAUGUCUUUAAACUCUGCAAGUUUGUCUUUCUGCGGUGUGUACGUCAAAGGCACUCCGGAUGAAAAACGGUUCCCAGCGGAGCAAGUCCAGUUUCAGUGA